Messenger RNA from Porites lobata, 19928 nucleotides. NCBI's taxonomy places the organism in Eukaryota, Metazoa, Cnidaria, Anthozoa, Scleractinia, Poritidae. The record is from the annotation of a GenBank genome assembly.
AUGGCGUCAACAUUCAGGCAAGGCUCGGAGAAGGCAGAGAACGCUUUGGCAAAUCAUUGGGGACAGCUGAUCUUUACCCACGACAGUAAACCCCCUGUUUUAAUCAGCAAAGAGGUUGUAAGAUUAGGACGAAAGGAAGGUUAGAAAGACCAAAGAUUGUGCACAGAUUUAAGCUUAUAUACAUGUAAGCUGGCUCACAAUUUUUAUGUGAAUGCUUUGAAAAAGCUAAGUCUUAUAAUUUGUUACGUGUUUGACAGAUUGUGAUAUCAGUUUUUCUGGAUGUAAAUUUGUAUCUGGUCAUCACUGCAGUUUGUCAAGAGAUCCUGAUGGUAAAAUCUGGAUUGAGGACGUCAGGUAUAGACGUAUAAAAUUCCCUGCCAGCGCUCUGAGGUCGCUUUUCCUUCCGGGUGAGGACAAAACAUGGACCAGGGGUCCAUGGACCACUUUCAUGGACCGGGUCCAUGGACCCCCUGUCAUGGACCAGGUCCAUGGACAGUUUUUUUUAUUUUUAUAAGAAGGUUUUGCACCAGGUCUAUGGACACUCAAAAACAGAAAUAGUGCCAAAAAAAGAUUUGACGAGACGCUGUCGACAAAUGCUCACGAUUGAUCACAAAUAUUUAAUUGUGCUUACAUGACAUACACUCUGCUUGCACAUGUGCAGUCGCAAGACUGUUAAAUUAAGUUAAUUCAAAAGUUAUCACCAAGAGAGGAAUUACGCGCUCCAGUGCAAAGACUUGCAUCACCCUUUAAUAGAAAAACAAGCUGGAGUUAAGAAUUCAUUGCUUUUAGAGCAAUCAUGACUGAGUCACAUCGCAAUUCUACAUAGUUGAUGUAGCUUCAGUUUAAGCUACAAUCCAUUGCCACUUCUUCUUCUUCUUUGAGAUCUGGAUCUGUAAAUCACUAUCCGUGAGAAUUUAUAAUCGUCCUGCUAAAAGCGCUAAGGAGCUGGGCCCAGCGUGACAAAACAUUGCAGGAAAAAGUGACAUUCAUGGACAAAAAGAAAGUGGCUUAGAAUUGUUCAGAUCCAGGAUGCACUUUGGAGAAAUUAAACAACCUAAAACCGUUUUAAUCAGCCGCAAUGAACAGCUUUACAUUUUAAAAGAGGUAGAAAAUCAAUAUGUGUGUCAAGACGUCUCAGAAUGAAAUAAGCGGCAAAAAUUCACAUUUGCUCAGUCAAAAGGUUUUCAUCCGAAGCUUAAUCUACCCAUCAGAGAAAACAGCAAGCAGCAUUUUGGCAUGAGGUACCGACCCCCCCCCCCUUUUUUUUACACUAUGUAAGCACAAUUAAACAUUACUGAUCAGUUAAGCAUUGUUUGUUGUUGCUGUUUUUUUUUAAACCUUAUUUUUGCUCUAUUUCUGUUUUUGUGCAUUUUUCAUUAUUAAAAAAAACUGUCCAUGGACCUGGUCCAUGACAGGGGGUCCAUGGACCCGGUCCAUGAAAGUGGUCCAUGGACCGCGCUGGUCCAUGUUUUGUGCUCAGCCAAAAGAAACAGGCUGGUCCAUGUUUUGUUCUCAGCCAAAAGAAACAGCUAGUCCACUUUAAUAAAAUAGCAACAGAAUUUCUUUUUCUGAAAAAUGCCCAAAGAAAAAAUUGUAAAUAAUUUUAAAUAAAUGUAAAUAAUAAAUAGCUAAGCUUAUCUACAAAAUUAAUUAUGUUGGUGUUUCUUUUAGCACCAAUGGGUCUUUGCUGAAUGGAAAGAAAAUUGCAAAAAAUGAGGUAAGAAUUUGUGUCACUAAUUCAAUGACUGUUUGUGUUAAGUCAAUAUUAUCAUUCCAAGCUAUCACUUAAAUUUUAUGUUGCUAGGUCCAUGCAAAAAUUAUGCAGAGGGGUUUAUUUUCCUUUUGUUUCCAAGAUAGUAUGUAGGGAUCAUGUUCAUAGGGAAUCCCCAGCCCCUGGCCCUAAUUAGUGACAGCCUUUAUAAUUAUUAGUCAUUAUUUAUACAGUUUAUACAUUAAAACAGAAACAAACUUUUUAAAUACAGAAAAUACAGAUCUCUCACAAUGAUCAAGUGCAAAUAGUUCAUCGCAAGGACCCUGGAAGUGGUAGGUGUCUUUCAACAUUUGUGUUGAAAUUGUUAAUAAAUUAAUUCUAUAAAGCUGUGACCUCAGCUUUUAAUUCUUGUAACAUUUUUUGCAGACAUUGCAUUUGUGUUUCAAGACCUGAAGUUCUUGAGGGAGGAGGCUGCUCUUCUAGACAAUACCUUAGAGUAUCAAAUUGAUACAGGUUUGCACUGUUAAUUAAUUUACAGGUCAUGUUAAGAACAUUUUUCAGAGACUUUUUAAUUUCUCAAAGUUCAUGUGUCUUCAAAACAGCAAGAAAUACACAAAUCUGGCACUUUGAGACUCCUAUCAAAAUUAAUCAUAAUUCCACCAGGUUUUCAAGACCUGAUCAAAAUUUUCUCUUAAGGUAUUUGAAUUUUAAGGUACAAAGAUUAAGAAUGUUCUCUAUGGGGGCCUGUCAGCUGUUGAGACUUCUACUUCGAUUGAUGAGCUUUUCUUAAUUUCCUUGCGGCCAGAAAUGCUGAUAAUUAUCUUGAAGAAUGAAGAGAAAAAAGAAGCUUAAAAAAAUUUUGUAAUGACUUGUGCUUUAUUAUUUUACUGGUUAUUUGUUUCUGUUGUAGAAGAGGAUAAUUCAGAUGAUGAAGAGAUUUAUCGUCGAGAAAAAAGAUCUCAUAGUGAGGUACAUAGUAUUAUGUAUUUAAAACAACAUCUGAUAAUUAUUCAUAUGUUAAGGAGCUGUAAAUCACUAAUUAACAAUUAUAUCAUGAGUGCGUGUUGGAUAUGAGGUGGUAGAUAGCCAAGGAAGAAUAUAGCACCGAGUUGGUUAUAAUUAUCUCAUAUCCAACAAGCACAAGUGGAAUAAUUGUUUUAUUUAAAAUGCCCACAAAAUAUUGAGAAUUCUUCCCAACUUUACUUGUAAAAACAACCGAUUUUCAGCUUGUUUCAAUUAAUUUUGAGCAGAUACGUACAGUUACCGGGGAGAGCAUAGUGUAAUGGCUCAUAUACAAUGAUGGCUAAGCCAAUCAGAGCUCUAGAAGGCAUUAUCCAAUGAUUCAGUUUUUAUCAUUACUAACAGAACUUCUGCAGUUUUUCCUGCAUGGAUAAAAUUGAACCACUCAGUGUGCACCAUAGGAUGAUGUGAAAAAGUUUCACCAAUCUUCAUAUGUUUUCGUCCUAGUUUUGUAACCUUCAUUAUACAUUUAUACUCUGUAUUUAGCAAAUAAAUUUUAAAACUGAGACCAAGAAUUUCAAACACAUUGAAUGUUUCGUUUGAGUAGCUCGAACUUCAACAGCAAUGUAAAAUGAGGUUACGUAACAGAUUAAAGAUUUUUAUGUAUUCUUUAUAAGAGAGGAUUGCAAAUGGCCAACACUAUAGGUGUGUAGGUUAUUGAAAUCAAAUCACAUCAAAUCAAAUCAAAUCACUGGUUUGAAUAUUCCAUUAUUUUUCUGUCAUUUCCUGCUAUUUCUUCGCACACUUUGCUUCUGCCAACUACAGUGUAGUAGCACCAGUCAGAGCAUUUAAUAGCUGCAUCUCAUUUAUUUUUCCUUUUCAUUCAGGUCAGUGAUACUGAUGAUGGUCCAAAGCCAAAGAAGAAACAUGCAGAGGUAGCAGGCACGUCUGAUGACAAGAAACCAGCUGACUUAGUCACUCAUAAUUCCAUUGCAGAAACACUUGUAUGUAGCAUCUGUCAGGUGAGAUGGGAAGAUUCAUCGGAUUCUUAAAAAGAGCUCCAUGAACUGAUAGAUUUUUAAAUAUCCAAUGUAGAUUUCUUUUGGUAUAGUUCGCUGGAACAUCCAUUUGUCCAAAAGAAGCCAAAAGCUAUGACAGCGCUUUUGGAAGCAUUGCCAAUCAGUCUACAUAUACAAUUUAUUAUUCAUUUCAGCCUGAAACAUUUAACAAGACCUGCAGGCAGUUACAAGCAAAGCUACAUUUUGUAUCAUCUCAAAGUUUUUAGAAAAAACUAAAUGUAGUUUUCAAGGUGGUGCAGUGAUUAUAAAGCAACUUUAUUAAAAGCUUGUUUUGCACAAAUAUGUAAAUACUGAUCCUCCACAAAGCAAAUUUGCAACAGUCUACAGGUGGCAGAGGUAAAAAUUUGUUCGCAUGUUAGUCACGGUUAAUCUUUACCUUAUUGAUUCUUGAAAUCGCUCAAGAAUUUUGGCAAUUAUACUUACAGUUUUUAGGCCAUCACGCUAUGAGAAUCGUGUAGCCAGGCGAUGGGAUUCGUGUCUCACAAGAGGGUGGUGACCUACCUUUUGAGCAGUACUGACAUAUACACACAUAUAUGGCUGUACCAUAAAAUAAUGAUAUAGAGUGUAAUAGACACUACAGGCAUCUAUUUGAUUUUAGAAACCCAAGAAAGGGUGUUUAUUAGAUAUGUGUAGGAGGUGGCAUUUAAAAGGAAGAGGUCGUACAUGUAAAUGUAACAAUUGACACAAAACUAAUAUGCUCUCAGUGAAUACAUCACUACAGUUUAUAAAUAGACAGGAGAUGGUUAUUUUUUGAGAGAACUUAAUUUACAUUAUAUCUUUUCACCUGGCCUUAGAGGGCUAAUAACUUUGAUUUUUUCCUAAAUAUUACAGGAUAUCUUCUAUGACUGUGUGAGGUAGGUUGACUGGCCUGGCUAGCUAUCUUUAUAUUUUUUUUUCCAGUGCUUGAAGUUCCCAAUAUUGAACAAAGGGGCAAAAUGGAAAAACUUUUUUUUUGUGGACGGUGUAGAGGCUUAUUUCCUUUUUCGAAUUUGGUUUAUUUUACUUCUAUUUUUUUGCAGUCUGCAGCCCUGUAUUCAUUCAUUUUGUGCAGCAUGUUAUUCACAGUGGAUGGAUCGAUCCAGCGAUUGUCCCAGUGUAAGACACAAGUGUAGUUCUACAAAGGCAGUAGCAGUCGCAUUGUUAAAAUUGCUUAUUUGCAUGGAAAUUUCAUCACAGGUUUCUUCCAGUGUUGAUAAUACAUGUGUACAUGUACAUUUAGAAGGGGGUUCUGGAGUAAGGCUCUUUUUAACUUUUGAUAAAAUGCAAGAUUCUCCUUCCAAUUACCUUGCAUAAUGUGCUUGAUAAUCAAAGUAUCUUGUACAAAUGUACUACAUAAACAGUCACUUUAGGUCAUGUACCCCAUUCUUUUUGUUUCUGAGUCACCAAUCCCACCAGUACAGUGUGCCCCUUUCAUAAAACAAAACUUCCCAAAGGCUACAGAUAGACUGUAUUUGGGGUACCUAAAGUGCACAAAGGAUCAGAAAGUGUAUUAUUUAUUUUAGUCUUAUGCAGCUCCAGUAAAUAGCAGUUGGUCAUUGGACAAAGGCAGACCACAGCCAAUGAAAUCUCAAUCAUAGUCAAUCAUUUUGUCUGCCCUGGUGUAUUGUGAUUGGUUGCAGGUCUUGUACAUGUCCCCUCCCCAACCCUCUCUCUGCCAACACUGAUUUGGCAGGAAUUUAACAAAAUUUAAGCAUUUUAUGUUCAUGGAAAAAUUAUGUUUUCAAAACAUGAAUUAACUAACUAAAAGAUACAAGUAUGCUGUCAUUUACUAGACUACGAGUAGUCCCCCAUUUUUCCUCAGUGAUAGUAGAGCGAGCGAAACGCGAGCGCGCGUGAAAAUCACCCCAUGCGAGAAAAGGCGACACGCGGCGGGGAGAGAGAAAAAUGAGGGACUACAGACAAAGCCCAAGCUUUUGACCCUUCACGGCCGACUGAUUUCGGAGUGUGAAGUUCGUAUCCCCUUCCAAAUCAAUUAAGCGCAUCCAAUGGGAUUCCUUCCCUCAUUGAGCUGUCAUUGCUCUUGUCAUCGGUAAACUGCGGGGGAUACUUAUUGCAAGCAAAAGAAAACCCAGAUACUAAUUUUCUUGACGGUUGUUUCGCGUGAAGAACUUGAUAGUGUAGGCAACACACGACUUUUACUCAUGCCAAAAUGCUGCUUGUUCCAAUGAAUUUUUUUUUUUGACGGAUAGAUUAUGCUCUGGAGGAAAACGUUUUGACUGAGCAAAUGUGAUUUUUGCCGCUUAUUUCAUAAUGAGAGGUCGUGACACGUAUAUUAAUUUUCUGCGGUUAUUGUUUAUGGUCGGCAUGAUUUGUCCACUAAUGCAAGAGCAUUUUAUUUCACUUCUUUUGAAAAGUAAAGCUCUUCAAUGCGGCUAAAUAACGGUCUGGGGUUGUUUAAUUUUUCCGGCGAUUGCCUCCUGGAUCUGAAUAAUUUUAAGCGAUUAUCUUUUUGGCCGUGAAUGUGUCGGUUUCCUGCAAUGUUUUGUCACGCUGGGCCCAGCUCGUUAGCGUGUUUAGCAGGACGGAUAGCGAUAUCCAAAUCUCGAAGAAUGGAUUGCAGCUUAAACUAAAACUACAUCAACUAUGGAGAACUGCGAUGUGACUCAGUCAUGACUGCUCAUGAAUUUUAACUGCCGCUUGUUUUUCUGGAGAUAAUGUGAGUAUUUGGACCGGAGUGCGUAGUUCCUCCCUUGGUGAUAACUUUUGAAUAAGCGACUGUUCUGUUAUUCAAUUCCCACUUUGUGAUCAGACAAGACCAUGGUUUCGGUUCUCCACGCGAACCUCAUCAGUUGCUGGGCUGGCUUUCUUUUUAGUUGCUUCUACAACAGCAACUCUGACUAGUUAUUUGUUCUUUGCUGUUAUUAUUUCUGCUCUAGUUAUUUGUUCUGUAAAUUGAGAUUAUGUCGAGUGUUGAUAGCGGCUGGCGCGUUUUUGACAGAUGUUGACAGAUUUCCAUGGAAGAGCUAAUCGGAGUUUUGCGUUGUGAGAGCAACGCAUUAGUUCAAAAGCUUGGGCUUUGUCUGUAGUCCCUCAUUUUUCUCUCUCCCCGCCGCGUGUCGCCUUUUCUCGCGUGGGUUGAUUUUUAACGCGCGCUCGCGUUUUGCUCGCUCUACUAUCCCCUGAGGAAAAAUGGGGGACUACUCGUAGUCUAGUCAUUUACCUGACCCAACUUUUUUUGUUUUGCAGUGUAGGAAAAAAGUUGAAAGAAUUAGUAAAAAUCACAUUGUCAAUAAUCUUGUAGAAGCAUUUCUUAGAGAACACCCAGGUUAGUUUACUUCAUUAUCUUUUGCUAUUACAUUCAUCUUUAUUUGAUAGAUUCUUUUAUAAAGAAAAACAAAAUAUUUUACGUUAUUUUAAGUCAGACUUGUAGCAUUAAUACUUAGCGUUAGUCCAUAUGUUAUCUCUCUUGUAUACUGAGGAUGUUUACAUUGAAGCACUUAUUAUUCUCAAAAGAAUAUACAAAAAAUAACUAAUAAGAACUUUACAAGUCUUUAGCCUUUAUCUUAGUCCUAGACUUUAUUUUAGCCUAAAUCACAUUUCUGUUACUUUAUAAGUUGAUGUAAAACACUGUAAUUAUUGAUUUUAUAUUUCCUUAUUUAUUUAGACUUUCAGUGCAUUAAAACUACACAUACCUGUUUUACUCUACUCACCUAAAUAAGCCUGCUUUUUGCAAGUUAAGAGCAGUUUUGUAAAUUUUCUUUUAAAAAUACUGAAAUAAACUUGAAACUUGAAUAUGUCCCUCUCUAAUCAUCUUCAACAGAAAGACAGCGGCCAGAAGAGGAACUUAGAGAGAUGGAUUCUAAAAACAAAAUAACAGAAGAUAUGGUGGGUUCAUUGCAUGCUUACAGUCUGAAUAAUCAUGAUGUUACAUCUAUUUUACUAACAAUAUUAUUAUUUCCGUUGAGAUUUCAUAAUAGUUAGGCAUUGUUGGUAUUGCAUGUAUAUUUUUUUGGCAUGAAACUUUAACUAUAUUUUUAUGUAAAAUUCUCCUUGGAGGGUCGCCAAUAGGGUUAUUUUAUACUAUCUUGGACCCAACUCAAAUUUUUGCUUUUGAUGGCUACUACAUGCAUUUUUGGCAUUCCGCAUCCCGUGCAGUACAAUGUACUUUCAAUCCUGAAACUUGCUCCCAGCCUUUAAAUAAUACAAAUUCCAAAUUCUGAAAAAGACUUAUUGGGGGUCCACCUUCUCCUUGAUCUGCAUAUCAAUUUUUUGCAUCAAAUUUACAGUUAUAAUGGCAGCUAAAUUCAAUAAUAAUAAUUGCUAAUUGAUGACUGUUGAUUUAAUUUCUCUCGUACUUUUUAUGAGCAAGUCCUGUUAAUACAUCAGCAAUUCAAAUGAGAAAUUUACCAGAACUCACUUACCCCUAUAUGGAGUUUGUUUCCACUUUGCACGAUUAUUUUGUGUUAAUUGUGCCAACUAUUUUUGACAGUUUAUUCUGCACUUCUUGACUUUAUGAGAGUGUACAUUGUUUUUAUCCAGUUUAUUCACUUUUAUUCAUCAAAGAAGUUAUGCAUAGUGUUAGUAUUCACAGUGACUCCAUUAGUGCAAAAAUAUUUACACUGUAUUUGUUUACUAGAUAGAACAACCUAUUUAAACUUUGCCCCAAUUCCAAUAUCUUUAAUAUUUCUUAAUUGUUGAUUGUAGCUUAGACUAAAGCUUAGGAGAAGGUCAGGUUUAUUUGGAUUUGUUGAUGAUGAUGAUGAUGAGGGGGAUGAAGAUGAUGAAGAUGAUGAUGAUGAUGAUGAUGAUGAUGAUGAUGAUGAUGAUGAAAGUGAAGACACAGAUGAAGCAGAGUCUUGGGGGUAGGAAACAGUAAAGUUUGAUACAGUCAAAUCCCAUGAUAAUUAUUUAACAAAUAGAUUCCAUGUUGCCGUGCGUCUGUUCAGUAAUAGAUCACAGAUGAUGUCAAAAUGUCGUAAAAACAAAGAAGUGGCACACGAGCCGCAGGCGAGUGUGUCACUGUUGUUUUUACCACAUUUUGACGUCCUCUGUGAUCUGUUACUGAACAGACCCACGGCAGCAUGGAAUCUAUUAUUUUGUUUUACACAAUGAUCAGAAAAGAAAAAGACCGAUACACUCACCUUCCUCGAACCGCUUGACCUUUUGAGGAUUUGUGCUAGUUUAGGCAUUUUUGAAGUCCCAAACCCAACUUUUCAUCUUAGCUUCUUCUUUAUCUUACUUGUGUACAGUUUCUUCGAAAAAGUUUUUCACUGUCUUUUCUUGCUCAAAGAAGAAUAAUAGGGAAAACAUUUUGCAAAACAGCGAGUCUCUCGUAGCGAAGACACACGAUGGCAACUGUUGUGAAGAUUUCUUGUAGUUUAGGCAUUGUCAAGUAGUUAAUAGCUUUUUUGGUCUCAGUUUCUCCAUUUUUCUUCUUUGUAAAUAGCUCCUGCUAAACUUUUUCCGAAGCUUUCACUUGCCUCAAUCCCAAAUAAUCUCACAAACAUUUUCAAAACCGCGUGCCAUGUUGAACAAACAAAGAAAACAAGUUUCCUGUGAUGUCAUCCAUGUAUCUGUACUCUAAUAGAUCAUGGGCAACGACCAAUCACAGCGCGCGUAGCAUUCACAUCAUUGUAUAAAUAGAUUUAGACAAGGCUUAGGGCAGAGCUCCCAUUAAUGAAAAAACAUAACAACAAAGAAAUCCAAUAAUUAGAGUUGAGCUUGCGAUCAGUUGAAAACAAGAAACUUGUUAGUGGUAAACUUAAAAAAACAUGUACCAGUAACCUUGAGGGGUCGACUGAGCCCACAGUAUGGUCACGUGAUACUGGUCAGCGGAUACCCUGUUUUGACAGCUGCCAAUUGACUACGACAAGGAUGUGCAAUAUCGGGUGGCAGGCUACCACACUAGCUAGAAAGUGUACCAUUUCACAUUGGUUGCCCUGUGAUGCAGUUGGGCAGGUGGACGUAUGGUCACGUGACUACCAAAAUUUUCUUGGAUGGAUAGGUAUCCAAGUGCACAAAAAAAGGACUCUGAGGGGGUCAUACAUGUAGAAAAAGUCCAUGUUAAUGGGGUGUCUAUAAUGAGCAGGUUGGAUUUACAGAAAAUAGGAAGGCUUUUUCCCCUGAGACAAAGCAAACUGUCUGUAGUAAUGAGAUGUCCAUAAAGAUGGGUUUCACUGUCUUGUAACACAGUUAAGGAAGGCUGACAAGGGCUAAAAUAUUAUUUAUUUGUUUAUUCAUUUAUUUAUUCAUUUUAUUGUUUGAGCUUCAGGGUUGUGGCUAAAAUAUCAAGUUGCCUUAUAAAUGCAGUUAUUGAAUUAGUAGGAAGGGGAAUUGUACAGUUGGAAGUUCUUUUGGUUCUAUUUUCCUUUUGUUUUCUAUGAAAGUGGCCGGAGCGCAUGCUCAUGAUUUCCAACCUCAACACUGGUGUGUCUUGGUUCUGUCAUUAACACAUGAGAACAAUAAUGUCUUUACCAAUAAAUAUUAUGAAUCAUCAAAUGUUAACUUUAUUCAUUAUUGUACCAAAGGGCUAUCUAAGUUAGUCUUUCUUAUCCAAAUUAUUAGUCAAAUUGUCAAAUUUCUUUUUAUGCAGUAUCUUCUUCAUUUCUGUGAUCUAAGGAUAUAAAACCAAAAACUAUUUUUCAGCAUGCCCAUCGCAAUGACAUCAACUUCUUUUGGGGGUCUUUUUGGUUUCUCUUCAUCGAGGUUUGUAGUUGCCAGAAACCUUCAUUUGAAAAAUUAAUUUUUUCUGUUCAUUCAUUUACCUGAUUAUGUCAGGGUUUAUAUUGUCACCUGAAGAAGGCUUGAUUUAAAACCAUAAUUAUUUUUUUCCUUCAUUGAUAUUGUGGUUAAGUAGAUCAGGGAUUUCACGAAUUGCAAAAUAAUUGAUUUUAGAAUGACUUUCCAACAUCAGUCAGAAUAAGAACUUUUCUUGUUUUAUUGUAUUUUUAUCUUUGUACAAUCCGGGUCUAAAUCCACUUUUAAAAAUUUUGCUGGAAUUUUGUGUCUUUUGCGUUCAUUAUUUUUGCAUUUAGUAAUAGUAAUUGAACAAUGUUGAGAGGGAAAUCAAUAUAAAUAAGUAGUACAUGCACAUUUUAAUAAUUGUCAUUUUAUUGUUAUUAUUUGUGCGUGUACAGUCAACUCUCUGUACACUGUAGAUGGACACUUUUACGACCAGCAACAAAAACAACAACAUCAUCAGUUUUUUCAGUUUUCAAAUAAUUUAAGACUAUCUUACCCACAAUUAGCGGAGCUAUUCUACUGUUAGUGGACAGCAAUAAAAUAAUUGUCUCCAAAAAGAAAGUAACUGUAAGUAAAGAGAAAGCAAUUGGAAAUAAUAAUAGUACAUGGUAAAACUAUAACAAGUACGACACUAAAAUAAAACUAUAGAUAUAAGGAAGGAAAUCACUUAAACUGAAUAAGGAGUUGAGGUAGGAACUGGUAAUGGCACUCAUAUUAGCCUGUUCCAGGCGUUCAGAUAGUAGAGCACGGCGGUAAGUGGGGAGCGAGUUAAGUUGUACAACGGGAAAAGGGGGAGGAGAGAAUUUUUCUCCCCUGCUGUACUAUCUGUACGCCUGGAACAAGCUAUACUCAUAUCAACAUACACCUCCUCAGACUCCAAAGCCUUGACCAGUUAUGUAUUAGAGAGAUGUCCGUCUUACUGAAAGUCAAAAAAUGGAGUAAAGAAAGGUAGGGACCAACUCUAUGCAUCCGUUUUACAGAGGUGGCCGUCUUAUAGAGGUGCCUGUUAAGAGAGAGUCAACUGUACAUGACAUACUGUAUUUCAGUAACAGCUUCUGAAUGCUUGCUAUGGAAAGAGGUUAUGACUUAUUUCAUUUUUAAAACAUUCCAGGCCUGCUCCCACAAGCUGUAAGCUGUGCCCUGAUUACAUUUCACCUUCUGUUGCAUCUGGUGCCUGCGCUGCCAGCAUUGGUGAAAGUACCAGUAAGUUACAUGAGGUCUCUGAAAUAUUAACUUGGGAGUUAAGCUUUAGAAAGGUCCACAAAUUAAGGAAUAAUAAUAUUGAUUAAUAAUAUUAAAUAACCAAAUAAUUAAUGAAAAAUAUAAAUUGAUAUUAAUGAUUUAAUUAAUUAAUCGCAACAACAACAAAAUUCUUAAACCUGAUUGGCUAUCAGCUGUUGUAAUUUCAGCAUUAAUAGGACAUUGAAAUAGGACAGUAUGUGUCAUGUCUAAGUAACUGGACAGUAUGUGCCAUUACAUGUGUGCACUUGAAUGGUAUUUAAAUUUUUUCAUAGUGAUUAUAGGCUGAAUUGAACUCCACUCAGUCCUAUUUCUAUUAUUAAUAACAUUAUUAUAAUUCUGAAAGAACAGAUUAUUUAAUUUUGGAGGGCAACAUAGAAAUAACUGCCCAAAAUGAUGAAAGGUACUGUACCGGUGUUUAAAACAACAACAAUACCAAGGUCAAAGCCAAAGUCAAAGUCAUGUAUAUUUUCAGUAAAUCCUUGGAAUAAUUUUGUUUACUAGGAUGACUAAUAUGGAAUGUUAACUAAAUAUGAGUCGUUUGAUUAUUUCCAUUCGAAGUGAACUAGGCCAUCUUGACACACAUUCUUUAAGCCCAACCUCAGAGUUACUCUAUGGCAGAAUCUUAUAUUAACUGUGAUUGCCUUUACAUGAAAUGAACAGCCAGCCUAAUCGAUAUUUUUAUUUCCUAAGGUUCUGUUAGCAGUGAUAUUCAUAAUUUUCAGUUUAUAUUUUGGUUCAAGACAGAUCCACAUGGUCUGAUCCAGGUGAUUUUUAUUAUCGUUCAACACUUAAAACAAUGAUACUGUUUUCCAGGUACAUCAACGAGCAUAACCCUCCCAGACUACACCUGUAGUCUAGAUCAAAUGCAUGUGGUGUGUCAUUGCUGUAUACAGCUCAUGCCAUGCGACUGGCCUGACUCAAUAAUGGCAAGCGUACCAGCACAGAAAUGUAAGCUUGAGCAACGAUUAAGGCAUGGCAAGUUCUGUGUAUUUAAGUUAAUCAGUUCAAUUUUAAACUAGUAUCUUUAGCGAGUCAUUUGUUCUCCAUCAUCCUAGAUACUCUAAGAGAAUUCCUAAAUAUUUGACCUAGCAACCUCUGCAUUGGUAGACCAAGCCCAAACUAUGGUGAAAGAUAAUAGGGAGUUUACGCAAUGACAUUUUGGGACAUUUGGGCAAAUCAUCUCUUUAAGAGUAAAGACACUUAGCAAUGCUUAGUCAUGUCAAAUCAUAUUAAAAGAGAAAAAGGCUUAUUUCCGGUUGACAUGCAAUGCUAAAAAACAUUGCUGCUUAAACUCCCUGUUAGACUACGAGUAGACUACGAGUAGUAGAGCGAGCGAAACGUGAGCGCGCGUGAAAAUCACCCCACGCGAGAAAAGGCAACACGCGGCUCGCGUGGGGUGAUUUUCACGCGCGCUCGCGUUUCGCUUGCUCUACUCAUGAUCCCUGAGGAAAAAUGGGGGACUACUCGUAGUCCAACUCCCUGUUGACCAGUGCUGAGGAGUAAGAGGUUUUCUUUACACUUACAUGUAUCAAAAAGUAAUGGGCUCCUGGUAUCAUCCAUUGCACUCCCGUCUCUGCCCCAUCCUGGACAUCGCCUUGUUUGAGAGAGGCAUGUCUUAUUGCAAUACCUUACACUGUAAGCCAGAAUGUUUGAAUAUUAUUCUUUAUUUUUAUACAGUAUUUUCUUUUUUUUUUCAAUUUCGUCAGGUGAAAUAUGUUCAAAACAUUAUUGUCAUCUUUUAUUUGGUUGCCGCAAGGCUGGAUGUCUAGGAUGCCUCAAUAAAUUUAAAGGUACACUGAUGUAUCCUCAAUGUUGGUUUCAAAUUUCCUGUUUUUUGGUACGAUUUAUUAUAAAAAAAACCAUUUUAGUUCACGUUAAAAUAAGAAAACAUUGAGGGUCUCUCUCUGUCUCUCUCUCUCUCUCCCUUGGCCUUUCCUUAGAGGAGGGGAGGGGUGGGAGUUGAAGGUACAGCUUUUUUUAAAAACACUUCUGGCUAAAACAGUUGUCAUAGUCCUUCAUGAAAAAGUGCGCUGUCCAUACAGUGGCCGAUUUUUAAAUUGGGUUAUUCAAACUGUCCACAUUAAAUUUGUACCAUUUGUAUCAGCUAUGUAGAUAGGUGGUUCUAAUUUUUGGGAUUUUUUCAGCCAUCCGCAAAAAUAAGUGCCCGCAAAUAAAAACUACCACAAACAUUUUUCCAUUUUUCCCACAAAAAUGUACUCCAGUGUAAUUCGCUACACAAAAAUACAGUACUAAGAAAUCGUCUGUUAGAUUACAACGUGCCGCUUUCGUUCAGAAACAAAGCGGUUUGCAAUGAAAUACUGGUUUUACAUAGUACAAGGUACGCACACAGUAGGUUUGUUUAAAAAUAUGUUUUUAUAUGGCACGCACUCAGUGAAAAACGAAAUAUUAUCAAUACUUAACCUGAGAUCAGGCUCUAUUUUCGUUUCGCUUUGAAAAUUACAUUCCGGCGGGCAAGGCGAAACGAAAAGACAGCCCCAAUUUUAGUGGUAACCGUUAGAGAGAAUGUAUGAGAACCGCUAAAAUUGGGCCUGAUCUCAGGUUAAUCAAUACUGGGUAAUGGGUACUUUCUGAAAAUUGAAAAAUUAAUUCCGAGCAAGAAAAACCAAUCUGUCCUCAUCGCAAAAGUUAGUUCCCGCAAAACACAAAAAAUCGCUAAUCCGCAAAAAUAAACUCCCGCAAAGAUUUCGUGCCACACGGUAUAUAUUAUACUUUGUCCUGUUAUUUUUGAAGAUGCAUUUUGCUUUACAUGUACCAAUGUUGGUCAAUGUAGAACUGUUUCAUUCAGAUUGUGACCUUUCAAUAUGUGCUCGUUUGCUUAAUUUAUGAGUGGUGAAUUCCACUGAGAAAAACACGCUACCUUCGUUGAAAAUUAAAGCAAAGCAUUCUAUUUAAUAGAGUUGAAGAGUAAAUGAGUUUAUUGGGUAUAGAGGGCAUUACUUCGAGUGGAUACGUUUGAAGCCCACAGUUUUAUGUUAGCACCUUAAUCUUAAGCAAAACUGAGGCCUCAAAAAAAGACAAUUAAAAAUGUUUUUCAAUGACGGUAACGAGAACAAAGGAAUAAACUGAAUAAGCAAAACAACAACUUUCCACAUGCGGACUACUUUUUGUUCAUUUCUUAGUUUGCCGUCACUGUACGACUAUGGUGUAAAAAUGCCGAAUUUCUCAUUUUACGGAAGAUGUAGAUAUGGAACAACGAAUUUGUUUUCUGUCCGAUCUUGGAUAUGGUUCUUAGGAAGUGAACUCCAGGAGAGAUCGCUUACUUUUGUAAUAAUUGUGGUGAAGAUUACAUGUUGAAGAACGCGAAUUCACUUUUUAAGCGACGCUUUUACCCGCGUCGCCGCCGUGGUAUCUUAACAACUACCUGUGAUCUCAACGUGUGCACGGGUUUCUUCUCCCCACCCCUGUCUGAUCUGCUGGUGGCUUUGUCUUAACAUUACAACAGAUUUUAUUCCUGCACGAGCAAAUGUUUUAUUAUUUUAAUUUCAAAUUCGUUUCAGACUUCAAGGUUGGAGAAGCCAAUCUUUCAUCAUUGAUAAACAACAACCCUUAUGAAUCCAAAAUACUAAAGGUAUGAAUAGAUUUCAUUCGGGUUUACAUUCUAGUAGUUUAUAUAUUAGUGAUUAAAAGUUAUUAUUAUUUAGAUCGUUGCCAUCAAAAAUUGGUUUGGAUAAUAUAACAUAACAUUUCACAAAGUUUUUUUCUAGAUUCUUGACCCUUCAGGAAUCUUAAUACAGGGCUGUUUCCUAAGGCCCGGGGAUCCGGUGAUUUCCCCCGGCUACUGCAUGUGAGCGUUAUCCCUGGAUACUUUCGUAGGAAAACAAUGACAAUAGACCCCAGAGAAGUUUCUAGCUUUUCAGUUCCCCGCCUACAUGUACUUAAUGCAUAUACCCGGCAAGGCCAAGUCUUACUGUCAUCCCUGUUAAUUAGUGGUUUAGUUUAACAAGCUCUAGGAGUAUUUCAGAAAUUUGAUUCAAAUUAGUUUGGAAGAUAGGGCUUUGCUUCUUGUGCCCUCCCAUAAGCGAUUACCUCCCUUUAGCGACCAUCUAUCCAAAACACUAUUUUUCCCAGUGAAAACCCUAUAAUAAGAACCUCUCGGAAGCGAGGGCGACCACUUUUGGUGGUGGUGGUUUUGUAAUUUUUCAUCAUUUUUAACCUCUUAUUAACGACCAUUUGACGCACUAUGGUUUGCAGUAUGUACUACACUACUAAGAGUAUACGAAGAGCUUUUAACCAUAACAUUGAACUACUCGUAUCUUGACGUAAUCAAUACUAUACCAAAAAGUUGAUGUCUCGGGACCUCUUCUUGAAAAAGAUUCUUGAAGUUUGUUUCCGUGUGGAGCAAGGGUAGCGGAGUGGUGAGAGCACUCGCCUCCCACUAGGGGUGUAACGAUUCAUAUUCCUUGCGAUUCAAUAUUAUUCAAUUCGAUUUCGAUUAUUGUCUUUCGAUUUCGAUUAUUUCGAUUCUAUUAUGUAAAUGUUUCUUAAUUCUUAUAACGUAACGUGUAAUGUUAACAACAUGCACCCCUAACCCUCAAUUUGAGAAUAGUAACAGGGACAGGAGGAUUCACAGUCGCUUGGUUCGUCGCCAUGUUUGAGAACCUGACAAAGAUGGUUUGCGUUAUUUGGAAAUUCUCAAGGGGUGGUUGAAGAACAGCAUUUUUACCAGGCAACAUAAAAUGGCGCACGAAUUGCUAUCGUCUUUGCUCGUCAAUCAAAAACGCACAUUUUAAUGAGUUCUGGAUUCUGAUUUUACAAUAUAAUAACUCACUGGGGGCACCCUGGAAAAGGUAUGCAAAAAUCGAAGCAAAAUCGAAAUGUGGAAGCAAAGAAUCGUGAAUCGAACCGAACGGUCAUAAUCGCGAUUAAUUGAGAAUUCGAAUAAUCGUUACACCACUACCUCGUACCAAUGUGGCCAGGGUUCGAAUCCCGACGUCGACGCCAUAUGUGGGUUGAGUUUGUUGUUGGUUCUCUUCUUUGCUCCGUGAGGUUCAGUUUUCCCCGGGUACUCGGGUUUUCCCUUCUCCUCAAAAACCAAUACUUUUAAAUUCCAAUUCGAUCUGGAACGCACGGACAUAUUUAAACGAGUUCAUAACAACUUCUAACUGCUUCGUGGGCAAACAAAUUACAAUUUACAUUUUUUUAAUUCUGGUAAUCAACCACCUCCCGUAAGCGACCACUAAAUAUUUUUAUUUUGGGUGGUCGCUUCAGAGGGUUUGUUUGUACUAACCAUGUGCUACAUGCUCAUCACUGUUCAAGUAAAAAAAUGUUAUUUUACUUUUGUGUCAACAGGAUUAUCUGACAGAGCAAAGCCUGAGCAAAGAAGACUUGAUACAAAAAUGCCUUCAAAAGUUGGAUGCUAAAGAGUACUCCACCAUUGGUAAAAUAACAUUCACUUCAUCUUGGGAGACACCUGUUAAACGGUGCCUGAGUUAGAAAUGAUAACAGCGGCUAUGUCAGGCUGUUUGUUGCCUUUUUGCCCAGUUAAAAUGUUUCUUCGCGUCAGUUGGGUAGCUAAAAUAGUUUUGUUAUUUGAGCCUAUAUUUAGGUACUAAAACUGUUUCCUGUCGACUGUUGCUUUCUAUGGCAAGAAUGGUAAUGGAUUGAAACUUUAAAAAAAUUGGGCAAAUUUUAUCAAGUUUUAAUGCCAUGUCUACAAAAAUCACUACAUGCAAACUCCAACAGCAGACAGUGUAAAUAUGACUCUUAACAGGAGAUUUUUGGUUGUAUGCUCGGUUUUUAGAUGGGGCGUCCCACAAUCUAACAUCCUCCACAGUUCUCUGCUACAGAUGUGCACUUCGUAACCUACAGGAGCUCGCGUACCAGUUUCGCCGUGACAUUCCGAGGGAUCAGUUACCCGGUGAGUCUAAACUGCCUUAAAGAGAUUAUAUUUGCGGAACAAACGAACAUCUUCUCUCCAGCCAAACACUAAAUUUUUUACCCCCGUUUUCAGACCUUCAUUAUUCGAGCCCAUUUGCCUUUCGCUAGCCUGAUAGCAAACUCUGUUCCUUGGCGCUCAGGUUAGGGGGGGGGGGGAAUGAUAGCCUGUGUAGCCCCCUCCCUUGAGGAAAAAAUCGAUUUUUCCUGAGGGGAGGGGGUUCUGUACACAGGCUAGAAAGAGGAGGGAUAUUGCGCCCGCCUAGAUGUAUUUCGCUAUACUAUAUUCCGAAACAUGUUUGGAAUUGUAAAAGUUUGUUUCUAAACGGGGCCCUUGAAAACGUUUUUAAAAUUUCUUUUUUGUCAUUCUACUUUAGUUUUGGAAAGUUCUUGGAAGUUUAUACUAGAUGAAUACAGGAAUCGAUUAUAUUAACUUAUAGAAUAUAGCGAGGUUGCUAAAUGUGGCUUAAACGGAUUUCAGUGACUUUUGAACGCAAAAAUUGCUGCAGCAUAAGCAUUUUCCUCUUGUAUGAAAACCAGGUAGUUACCAGGUGAGUCAUUGCCUGUCUGUUAAUUUGCAGAUGCUGUGAAUUCCCGUGUCGAUUGCUACUGGGGAAAAAACUGUCGAACACAAAAGACAAAGCCCCUUCACGCCAGGUAAAUCAACAGGAAUUGCAAAACACCAGAGUAAUACCUCAUUCCAAAAACAAAAGUGGUGGCAAUAUUUGCCAUCGCUGUUUUACGGCGUAACUAGGGAAUUUAAGAUAUCACGACAACAACGAGAACGUCUGAAAGCAAUCGAGGAUUAGCAAAACAACAACUUUGCAUGUGCAGCACACUUCUUCGUACACUUUUCUUUGCCUUCAGUGAACGACCACUAGGUGGAAGUGUUCUCUCUUAAGAUCGUGCUUUGGCCAUCUUACUGCAAACGGCAAACCGAUGUUUGUCAUUAGCGGUUUCACAUUAUCCGUCUGCCAAUAUUUGGGAAAGAUUCGGGGCUGGUAGCUCGCGGCUGUCAUAUUUGUUUCAAUCACCAAAAGAAUUCUAAAAAGUAGUAUUUGCUAUUUGUAUUCACGACUACGAGACGGUAAUUGGUGUGCAGUUCGAAAUGUGAGCCUGAGCGUUUAUUGCCGUCCGAACAACAUAAAAAGUUCAUCAUCAAUUUAACUAAAGAAUGAUAUACAAAUAUUCCUAAAUAAAGUCACUCAGGCUAAACUAGUCACGUAUGCCGCCUGAUACGAAGACCCAAAAACCCACUGGGAAAGAUAGAGGAUAUUUGCCUAGUCCCUAGGCUUCAUUUUUCCUCGCGACCAAAGCGUUUCGGGUCACGUGGUCCAUGUGAAAAUGUUUCCCGCCCGUUCGCCUCGGAUACGUCACCGAAACGAAUUGACCGAGAGGGACUGGGAAAACGCCGUACAGAGACUAGGCAAAGAGAAUAUUACAUGGCCGCGCGGGGAUACGAAUUUUAUCUUCAAGUGCUGAAAGUACGAGUGAGAGUGGGAUCGAGUGAUCUCCAACGAGUGAGAGAUCUUGUUUGAACUGAUCGUUUCCAUCCUGAUUAGGGCAAAGUUUUAAAGAGAGUUUUCGAGGUGGUAACCUUUUUAAGAACUUAGCAAUAUUUUUAAUGAAUAAAAAAACAAUUAUUGUGUUCGGCUUUUGUAUGAUGUGAAGAAUUAUCCAGAUCUUGGAGGCUGCUAUCCACUUCGCCCUUCAACCUCGGUGGAUAACAUGCUCCUGAGUUGCAGAAUUCUUAACAUCAUACAAAAGCCGAAUUCAAUAAUCGUUAAAUGUAUUCAAGAAGAAGGUCGAAAAGGCACCCUAAAGCCAUGUAAGUUAAACGAGGAAAAGUUUAAACGGAAACACUUCAACGGAGAUUUAUGAAAUCGUCACUCAACAGAGGGCGAGACGUCAGGAGCGACUUGGUAUAGAAACUUUGGGUUGGCGUUGAUGUACCGAACGGGUACCGAACCAAAGCUGUUAGGAACCAGAUCAGCCACGAAAGCGAUGCGAUAGAGGUAUUCGUAAUAGCACCCUACGCUUCCAUGUAAUAUUAAGCUUGGAUAUGAGAACCUGGUACUGUCGUGUUAAACAAAGUCAGUUAUUUCUUUAUUGCAGUCGCUUCAACCACAUAUGUGAACAGACGCGAUUUACAUCGUAGCCACUGCUGAUUUGUUAUGAAGACCUUUGGAUCAUAAUCUCACCUCUCUCUGUAACGUGGAAAGUCAUUAAUUUUAUCAACAAUAAAAUUCUUCCAAUAAUACCUUACCUAGUUUUUCAGGUCAUGUUGUUUGGACCCCCCUUAUUAGUCUUUGGACAGCUAGUAUUCGUUUAGUUCGUUGUUGUGUUAGUUUGAAGGACAG